ACAAGAAACCAAUACAUCAAUAGGUUUUUUGGAAUAUUCGCUCCAAAUCUCAACUAAAGCUAACGCGCGUAACGCGUAAAAUGCGCACGUAACCGCUGGCCGAUUAUUAUCACGUUUUGCUCAUCUUUGUUAACGUGGAUUUGAAAAUGUCAAAAGAGCCGGAUAAAACUCCUUCUGGGACUGAAAGCUCUUAUAUCGCCCAUGUGGACUCUGAUUCGCCGUCUUCUCCAUCGAUAUCCGACGAACAAGGCCCGCGGUCCCAAAAAGGCGCCGAGGAGGAUGCCCGUUUCCCCCCGUGCAUCCGAGACGCGGUGUCCCAGCUCCUCAAAGGCUAUGACUGGUCGCUGGUGCCGAUGCCUAUGCAGGGCAGCAGGUCUCUGAAAGACAAGCCUCAUGUGAAGAGACCCAUGAACGCGUUUAUGGUGUGGGCGCAGGCGGCGCGCAGGAAGCUCGCGGAUCAGUAUCCACAUCUCCACAACGCCGAGCUCAGCAAGACCCUCGGCAAGCUAUGGAGGCUGCUCUCUGAGAGCGAGAAACGACCGUUUGUGGAAGAGGCAGAGAGACUGCGGCUCCAGCACAAGAAAGACUAUCCGGAUUAUAAAUACCAGCCGCGAAGACGGAAGAGCCUGAAGCCGGGUCAGAGUGAGCUGGACACGGGAGCUGAGGAGAACCCUCACGCCUCGGAUCACAUGUAUAAAGUAGAAGCCGGUGUGAGAGGGAUGCACCAUCAACAGCUCCACGGUGCUCAACCUCACGGUCCUCCUACACCCCCCACCACCCCGAAGUCUGAUCAGCAUCAGAACCCCAAACAGGAGUCCCGGCGUGCAUCGGAUAACACCAGACACAACAUCGACUUCAGCAACCUGGACAUCUCGGAGCUCAGCAGUGAUGUCAUCGGCGGCAUGGGCUCGUUUGACGUGCGUGAGUUCGACCAGUACCUGCCGUUAAACGGUCACACGGAGAACCCCAGCGGCUGUUUCGGCACACCCUACCACCAUCAUCCUCACAGCAGCGCUUCGGCAUGGAACAAGGGGUCACCGAACCAACAAAGACCGCUCAUUAAAACAGAACAAUUGAGUCCUUCUCAUUACGGAGAGUCUCACGGGUCACCGACCCAAUCCGAACUGACUGACUGUCCAGACCUGCAGAACUCCACGUACUUCACCACAUUCUCCGGGUAUCCCGCUGGCAUUUAUCAAUACCCGUACUUCCACUCCUCCAGAAGAUCGUACGUGACUCCCGUUAUCACGAGUCCGUCUCAUAGUCCCGGGGCGAGCUGGGAGCAGCCGGUUUACACCACUUUAACACGACCCUGAUGCCAAGUUUUCAGUCAGAGAUGCUGAGAAUUAUGGGACUGUAUUUGUAAAUCUUGCCAUUUCAUAGACGUUUUUUUUCUGAUAAUUGUUACCUUUAGAGUUUCCUAACAGAUUUUGGAUUCACUUUUCAAUAUUAAAUGUUUUGUGCCUGUGUUAUGGCCAGGAUGAAAGUGUUUAAAAGUGUCAAACUGUCAAUAUUCAAUACUCUGUUUAAACCCAAUCAUGGAUUUGUCUUGAAGAUAUGCAAUUAAACUGUAACUCACUGUUGAUAAAGACCGAGUCGGACUGUCAAACAGCAGAAUAACUCAUGCUUUCCUCACAAUCUGAGUCCAAAAUGAAGCUGUAUUUGAAUAUCGGAGAGAUGCUGGAUCAUCUGUGGUUUGAGCAGAAAAGAGAGAGGGCUGAUUGUGAAUGACAGCGUCUCAAAGGGCUCUUUGUUUUCAUUAUAAAAGAGGCAUUAAUUAAGGGAGGGAACAAAACAAAUACAAAUACAAAGCAGAAAAUCAUUACCACUGCCGUUACAUGAAAGAAGAACACAAGAACAGACACUACCCUCUGCUAUUUGGAUAAACAGCAACAAAAGCAGCAGAAAAUGCUUAAAUUGAGUGCAGGAUAAGAGAAUAAGUUCUUCAUGUGUGGAAAAGAGCCAGUGAUUCCACAGCAGAUGGGUGUGGGUGGACUAGGACUUAUUUUCCUUUCACUAGGUUUUAUUACAUUGAUGAUUUCUGAAGUGGAGAAUGCGUUAGUGUUGAUAUGUACAGCACACAUCAUUUUGCUCGCUGACAUUAUUGGGUCUUAAAACUGGACGGUACGCAGUAAGCACUACGAGAUGUAGCGUCUCUUAUGAUUUUGAUUUCUAGUUAUGGUGAGUUCUUACUGUAUGCAGCUUUUUGGACUCAGAAUAUUUCUGUUGACAUUUGGAGAGCAUGACGAUUGUGAUCUCUAGUGCAAGAGCCAAUAAACAAUGACAAAAAAAUGAAAGAAAUCAUGCUGAGCCAUUAAAAAGACCCCCACAUGAAAACAAUAUAACACACAUCAGGACUGUUAUAGAUGAAAAUCUGAAUAUGAUUACAGCAGAUCAACGUUCAGUGUAUAACACAUGAGGCUUGUUCUGAAACAAACCAUAAUUAACCAUUUAAUAUACAUAUUUGCCAACAAACUUACAGCUAAAUGACUUACAUUAAAUGCACAAUAUUUGCAGUUACUUUGUCUGUUUGUGAUUUACCAAUGAAAAUGAAUGAAUGGUUUAUGAUGAUUUCAUUUGUAGCCACCUACUGGUGUACCCAAGUAUUAUUCUUGCUGGAAAUGUAUAAAAAAUAAUGAUAAUAAAGGUUUGAAUAUAUAUGCAUUAAAAA
Molecule: messenger RNA, 2671 nt
Organism: Carassius gibelio (silver crucian carp)
Lineage: Eukaryota; Metazoa; Chordata; Actinopteri; Cypriniformes; Cyprinidae
Gene: sox8a
Product: SRY-box transcription factor 8a
Exons: 3
Coding region: 147-1316 (389 amino acids)
Biological process (GO): negative regulation of transcription by RNA polymerase II; morphogenesis of an epithelium; neural crest cell development
Cellular component (GO): nucleus
Molecular function (GO): RNA polymerase II cis-regulatory region sequence-specific DNA binding; DNA-binding transcription factor activity, RNA polymerase II-specific
Source: RefSeq, a predicted model, not a curated record